This is a messenger RNA of Brettanomyces bruxellensis, 1776 nucleotides long. RefSeq lists its product as uncharacterized. Lineage: Eukaryota; Fungi; Ascomycota; Pichiomycetes; Pichiales; Pichiaceae. The record is from RefSeq and is a predicted model, not a curated record. The coding region runs from base 1 to 1776 and encodes 591 amino acids. The transcript has a single exon. Gene Ontology annotation, molecular function: protein binding. Gene Ontology annotation, biological process: nucleosome assembly; DNA replication-dependent chromatin assembly. Gene Ontology annotation, cellular component: nucleus; CAF-1 complex.
AUGACAACCGUAUUAAAAAAUCAAUCAAAACAGCUACUUACAGCCAAAACUCUCACUUUACAUUGGCAUGAUAACUCUCUUCCGGUGUAUAGUGUGGAUUUUCAACCAAAUAGAGAAGGAACUAGAUCCGAAAGAUUGGCAACAGGGGGAGGUGAUGGUAAUGUUCGUAUUUGGAAGGUAAUAUACACGAAUAAUGAUCCAAUAAAUGGUCAAAGUGUGGAAUCAGUUGAAUAUUUAAGCAAUAUAGGAAAGCAUACACAGGCAGUAAAUUGUGUUAGGUUUGAUCCCUCUGGACAGUUUCUUGCAAGUGCAUCAGAUGAUGGGAGUGUUAUGAUAUGGGAGCUGUCAGACAAACUUGUUCAGGAAUUUGGUGCGAACGAUGAAUUUUUAAAAGAGAGCUGGUCUCUUAAGACGGCUGCAUUUUCACCAUCCAGUUCUGAAAUAUAUGAUAUAAGUUGGUCUCCGGACUCGAAAUUCAUAGUAUGUGGCUCGAUGGAUAAUUUUGUACGUGUUUUUGAUACAAAAACUGGAAUGGUUGUUUCACAAAUAAGGGAUCAUACGCAUUAUGUUCAAGGAGUUCAAUGGGAUCCCAGAAACAAGUUUAUAUGUUCACAAUCAGCCGACAGAUCCGUUCAUUUAUAUAAUAUUCUUAGCAGCAAAAAGGACCACGAUUUUAUUGAAGUUGCACUGAAAGCCUCUAUUAAUAUAUACAGAGCAAAGGUUGAUUUCAAUGUUUCUUGUCCUACUUCCAUGUCUACUUCCUCAUCGCGGAAUGAUAAUUCAUCGGAAAAACCAAGGAGGUAUCUUUACAAGAAUGAGACGUUACAGUCAUUUUUCCGUCGGUUAGCCAUAUCUCCUGACGGUUCUCUUCUCAUUUCGCCGUGUGGUCUGUACAAGAGCUCCGAAGCAUCGGAAAAUGAGAAUGCAGUUUUUAUUCACAUUCGUGCCGGGUUGAGGCGGCCUCCGGUUAUGUGUAUUUCAGGAUUUAAGAAGCCCGCAAUUGCUGUGCGAUUUAGUCCUGUUCUGUUUAAAUUACAAGAAGGGGAAAGUGGUUAUAUAGACCUUCCAUAUCGAAUGAUUUUUGCAAUUGCGACACAAGAUUCAAUUUUUGUUUACGAUACUCAACGAUUAGAGCCUUUAGCUGUUGCUGCGAGUAUUCACUAUGCUGUUAUAACAGAUAUUUGUUGGUCCGCUGAUGGUAAAGUUUUAAUGGCUUCUUCAGCUGAUGGCUUUGUUUCUAGCAUCGUAUUUGAUGACGAUUUAAUAGGGAAGGAUAUUGUGACUUAUGAUAUUCCUUCCUACGUUAGUAGUCAUCCGAUCGAGUCAAAUGAAAUUGAAAUAGAGAAAACAGAAGUAGGUGAUCAUUUAAACACUUCUGAAAAAAAACUAGAAGAACGGCAUGACGGAAGCCCUUCUCUAAAUAUUAUCGAUGCAUCAUCCACAGUUUCGCUUUCCCCAUCCAUAGUUGAGAUGUUGAAGAUAUCUUCUGAGAGUCGUGAUAAGGCCUCAAUAAAAAGCCAUGAGGUUCUUAAGAAGCCAAGUGCCAUAUCUUCUGAUGAUGAUGAAGUUGUUGAAUUGGCUGUACAGAAAGCGCAUAAUGAAAGAACGAAAUCAGGUAUUGAUUGCAUUCUUCACAAAGCCAAAGGGUUAAAUGGAGACCACAAAGAAUCUAACGCUGAAUUUGCAUGUACAACUAUGUCAAAAUCUGGGAUGGAGAAACAUAAACGACGCAGAAUAGCGCCUACAUUGAUAUCCACAUUAACCCGUGAUAAAUAA